AUGCAACAUCAUACCGUCAGAUUAUACUCGUUGCUGCUCAUGUUGUUGGUUAGCACAGCGUUGAUAUGUUCGACAUGGACUUUUUCAGCAGCUGUAGAAGGAUCAAAACUACCAAGAAUAACAACAACAACUAUGGAUUAUACUCCAUUAUUUAUGCACUUGGCAUUUACAUCAGUGCCGACUGAGAUGGUGGUUUCAUUUCAUACCAAUGAUUAUGAUGAAAAGAUUUUGGGUAAACCUUUUGUAAAAUAUGGAAAGGAGGAUACAUUAAAGAUUGGAGCUAAAGUUUCGUGGAUUGGAGCUGUGAUUACUCAAUAUGGUGAUGUGAAACAUACUGGAUACGAUUUUAAUAUUUUAAUGAAGGAUUUGGAAUAUCAAACCAAGUAUUAUUAUCAAGUUGGGUUUUUGGGAAGUAAUGUAACUUCUGGUGUUUAUAAUUUCCAUACCAGAACUGAUCCAAGAUCAAUUGAUAGUUUUGAAACUACAGUUGUCAUGUAUGGAGAUCAGGGAACAACCAAUUCAAAGUAUGCCAUUGCUCAAGUUGAGAAUUUUAUUCAUUCUUUUUACAAUGACAAGUCGGCAAAGAAUAUGUUUAUUUAUCAUUUAGGUGAUAUUUCAUACGCUGAUGAUUGGCCUGGAAUUUUAUAUCAAGUAAUCUGGGCUCGUUAUUUAGACAUGAUGUCAAACAUUAUGCCAUUUGUAUCUUACAUGACCUUGCCUGGAAAUCAUGAAAAGGGACCAAAAAUUCCACCUUAUCAUUCCUACGAAGAAGGAUUUGUUGCUUACAAUCAUAGAUUCUUCAUGCCACUCAGAAAUGAUUCUCGCUUUGGACAUAACAUGUGGCACUCUUUCCAACAUGGUCCAAUUACCUUUGUGAGUAUUGACACCGAAACCAAUUUCCCUCACAAUUUCUAUCCUGAGUACGAUUUUAAGGGAGAUCAAAUGAAGUGGUUAGACGAAACUUUGAGCAAAAUUGAUAGAAAGGUAACACCUUGGGUUAUAGUUUUAGGACAUAGACCAAUUUAUACUUCAAAGCAUGGAUUUAGUAAUGCUGAAGGUAUUCCAGAAGGUCAAGCCAUAAUUGUCCAAGAUGCAUUUGAAGAAAUAUUGUACAAGUAUCAUGUUGAUAUUGCCACAUUUGGGCAUGUUCACUCGUAUCAGAGAACUUUUCCUACGUACAAGUUACAAGUAGAAACCAAGACUAAUUAUCACAAUUUAAGAUAUCCUAUUCACAUUAUUAAUGGAGCUGGUGGUUGCUUGGAAGGAAUUACUAUUUUCAUGCACAAAUAUUCACCUUGGAGUGCAAAAAUUUUCAAUGAAGAUGAAGCAUAUGGAAUUUUGAGAACCUCCUAUAAUCCAACAACCAGAGUACACAAGAUUACCUUCAAUUUGCAUGCUGCUAAAACUAAUGAAAUUGUAGACACUGUAACAAUAACCAAAGAUGCCUAUUAAUAUAUUUACUGAACUAGUUUCAUCUCUUUUUGAUGAACAAGUAAAUUGUCAAUAACUUUAU
Molecule: messenger RNA, 1513 nt
Organism: Naegleria gruberi
Lineage: Eukaryota; Heterolobosea; Eutetramitea; Acrasida; Naegleriidae
Product: metallophosphoesterase
Exons: 1
Coding region: 1-1452 (483 amino acids)
Molecular function (GO): acid phosphatase activity; metal ion binding
Source: RefSeq, a predicted model, not a curated record